GCAUCUGUCUAUGCUAUAUAUGCUUUAUGGCCGGUGGCCUAUGGUCGAGUUAUGGUGUUUGUGUUAUUUGGUUAUAGUAAUAUUUGUGAAAACUGAAACAUCUGACUGUACUUAUUCAAACUAUACAGCACUAAUGACUGCUAAUAAGCAGUUAGCUUUUAGCUAAAGUUGUUAUUUUAUCAUUAUAAACACAAGGAUCAUUGACUAUCCACCUGUCAUCGUGUCUUCAGCGGACUGCUGUUGUUCUCAGGUACCAAUAUGAUUUCAGAUGAGUCAAGCAGUGAUUCUGAAACAGGUCGAUUCAAGGGUCGUACAAAAACACAAGAAGAAAGGCCUUCAAAUUUAAGGGCUGACAACCCUAGAGAUUCAGGAAGAAGUAGGCCCUCAGGCCAUGAAAGAUUUAACAGGAACUUUGAUAGAAAGAGAGAAGAUAGGGAUCAUGUAGACAGGCAUUCAAGAGAUAGGGAUAGAGACAGGCACAGGUACUCUAGACAUUCUCCUAUUAGAAGGAGGCACUCUAGAGAUAGAAGUCCAAGACAUGAUAGAAGCAGACACAAAGAUUUAAGUGAUAAACCAAAAACUGUUAAAGAACACAGAAGUAGUAGUAGGGAUAGACAUAAACACUCUGGAUCUGCAUCUAGGUCUCAUGUCGCACAUGAUAAUAGGAGAGAAAGAGAUGUCAAGGAGGAACGGCGUCACACAGAGCGAGCUAAGAGUCCUGAGAGGCCUGUUAAGAAAUCAAGAGAAAAAUCUCUGUCCCCUGAACAUAAAGUGAAAAGAUCCGAAAUAUAUAAACCCCCACCUACUGUUCCAGUAAAGCGGAGAAGCGAAAGCCCCAUUGUAAUUGAAGAACAUGACACUGAUGCCUCUGAGGAAGUGUUACCUGGCUCCUACUAUAACAUGAUACCAGCUGUCAUAAAAGAAAAAUCAGAGGACUCCAGUGAAAUCGAUUCCUCUGAUGAUGAAAGACUAAGGGCAAAACUUUUGAAUCUAGAAAAAGAACUUAUCAAGACGAAAAAGAAAAAGCAUAAGAAAAAACACAAAAGAAAAAGUUCAAAGUCCAGUAAAGACAGAGAAAGAGAUUCUUCAAUGUUAGUAGAAGUAAGUAGCACAACUGAUAUUGACCUAAAAGCUGAUGUUCCCAUGGAUGAACCAGAGGUCGUGGAGGAGGUCACAUCUACACAAAAAGUGGCACAGAAGGAUAGUUGUGAAGAAGGUGAGAUAUUAAGUGAUGACUCUCUAAGUGAAAUGGAAAUUGAUCCAACAGAUUUACGGCACAAGCUAAGACGUUCGACCCCUAAAGCCGAUAAAACAGCGAUCGACGUGUGUGGGCCCGCGCUGCCCCCUCACCUCGAGAAGCGGUUUGAUCGGAGUGCUUCACCAGAUACAGAGGGACCAGCUCUACCUCCUCAUUUACAAAAAAAGCCGAAAAAUAUAGGCCCAUCUAUUCCUGAUAAUAUGCGUAAAACACUAGCUGAGAAGGAACGCGAAGUUAUCAAGUAUGAGAGUUCAGAUGAAGAUAUAGGCAUUGGUCCACUACCCGUCGGUUCUGAAGAGAAGUGGUCCGACGCUCACCGGCGCCUUGAAGAACGGGCUUUGGACAUUAAAAUAAAGAAUUUAGAUGGACCAUCAGAGUCCUCAAAUGUAAAAUCUAGAGAAAAAUGGAUGUUGGAGUUGCCAGAAGGAAAGGCGAAAAUAUUAGGGUUAGAGGCUCGAAGCUUCCGAGCGAAGGCGGGUCCAGAUAUGUCUGACAGAUCAAGUUGGACAGACACUCCUGAGGAGAAAGCAAGGAAAGCUGCCGGUUUGGCGAAGGAGGAAGAUAUAGAGUUAUCAUUAAAGGAAGAAGCCAAGAUGCGACACAUCGCCAACAGGGAUGAAGAACAGGAAUCUGCUGUCAAAAAACAUAAAAAGAAACACAAGAGAGAAGAAAGCCUGCUUGAUCUGCAUCAAAAGAAGUUGAAAAAGAAGAAAAAGAAAGAAGAAAAAGAGGAUGGCAAAAAAGAGCGACGGCCCUUCAGCCGUGACGUGGACCUUCAAGUGAACCGCUUCGACGAGGCGCAAAAGAAAUCUAUCAUAAAGAAAGCGCAGGAAUUGAACACGAGGUUCUCGCGAGGCGAAGCUAAGUAUUUGUAAAUACUUUCCAUAACAGACAUUACAAGAGUACAGAUUAGUGACAUUGAACAUGUACACAUGUUCAAUGCAAAUUGUAAUUGAAAAAAUCACUCGAUUGUUCAGCUUUUUAAAAACAUUUUUUUUUCAAUGCUUUUAUACCUCGACCUGCCUAUCUUGAAGCAGACAAAUGACUGAUACUUGUAUAACUCAAUAGUAAUAUCGUACGUAAUAAUUUUCAAGAAAAAGUUAAAAUGUUUGUUGCCUAUUGUGAAUGGUUUGUUAUAUAGCUCUGUACAUCAGUUAAUGCAAUAAAACUUACUCAAAAUAAAAAAAUGUACCUAGUUCUCAAACGUAUUUUAGGAUUUUGACAUUAAUAACUUUUAAUUAAAAACAUGAUUAUAAUGGUUUUAAAUCUGUCUAAAAUACUAAUUAAACAGGUUUUAUGCUGAAUACACUGAAAGUGUCGAGUUGUUCCUUUUAGUUGUUUGUGUAGAACGUAGACCAAACAUGUGCAUUAUUGUUUGUGUAUUUAUGCAAUAAUAACCAACUUUGUCCGGUGUAGGAAUAGUCGCUAAUACUCACGAAUAAGAUCCAUACUAAGUAUUCCUUAAAUAUUGUUUUACGAUAUACCGAAGUGAUUCUCGGUGUCAUCAUUAGUAAAUGCAUAUCUUACAGGAAUUUUACUACAUAAUUGGUAUUUGAGGACUGACCACAAAAUAAAACCAUGAUCAAAUAAUAUAAAAUGAAUUAAAAUAUUAAAUGAAUAUUUUGUAUGGAGCAAAGUUGAAAGCUUGGCCUUAAUUAAACUUUUUACUGUUGUGUAGGAAGACACAGGAAUCAAGGCUAUCUGCCUGUUAGCAAGGGUAUUUAUGAUAAGGUCACGUACUUGUAAAUAUAUGAAUAUCAAGUUCGUGAUAGUAGUGAAAAUAUUGCCUACAAAUGUAGUGCAAUAAGUAUUUUAGUUUUUGGGUAUUUUUAUGAAGAAGUAUGUAUUUUUAGUUGAAUGAGAUCUUAGGAUAUUGUCGAGGACAGUAGUAGAAUUAAUUUGAUGGAUUUUAAGUGAAACCGUUCUCUGCCAAUGUAUGCAGUGUAUGCCAAUACCGAAUUCACCCACCAGACACCGCGUGAAUUAGCAUUAUACUAGAUAGAAUAUAGCAGUGGUACCAACAAGCAACCUGAGCCCCGAUUCUGCUAUUAACAAUAGCCAAUGAAUGAAUGAAAAUUGGCUCAAAUGACACUUUUUGUAUUCUCUUAAGCAUUUUUACUACACAAUCACACUCAAGGUCAAAACAAUUAGCUUCCAAUUAUGACAAAAUGCUUAAGGGAAUAGGAAUAAUUUCAAAUUGAAUUCUAUUGCCAUUAAUUCAACAGCCACUGUAAAUAGCAGAAUCGGGGCCCUGCAGUUUAAAUCUCAUUCCGAAAACUAUUAUCUACUCAUCAGAUAAUGUGUAUUCUGUAAUGUUCAUCACAUUUGCGCAACUACAGACCAAAUACAGGCUCCAUUGCAUUGUAAAUUAAUACAACGAAAUAUAUAUAGGUCUGAAUUAUAGUUUCAACAUUUCAAAUUUAGAUAAUAUUUUGCGAUUGUCUUUCCUUAUAGACUGUCUACGAUGUCUAUGGUUGAGUAAUAUGUGAUUAUGAAUAAAUUUUAUGUCAUAGAUUUUCCAUCUGUGAGAAAUUCGACGACUUUGCUUUCUUAUAACUAUUGAAAUUAUAUGUAAACUAUACCGAAAGAUGAACUAUGAUUUGUUUCCCGUUUUAUGCUUUUUCGUAUGUACUUGGUUUGCCUGACCACCGUGUUAAGAAAUCGUUAACAAUAAUAUGGAUUUCUCCGGAAAAUAUACAAAACUUUCUAUACAUAACAAGAAAUUAGAUGUAAAUAUAUCGUUUUACCCUA
Molecule: messenger RNA, 4009 nt
Organism: Trichoplusia ni (cabbage looper)
Lineage: Eukaryota; Metazoa; Arthropoda; Insecta; Lepidoptera; Noctuidae
Product: RNA-binding protein 25
Exons: 6
Coding region: 259-2133 (624 amino acids)
Source: RefSeq, a predicted model, not a curated record